AUGUCGGACGUCAACGCACUCGUGUUCCAGCCGCUGAACCAGUUCUUCAAGAACUCGCUGCACCUGAUUAAGAAGUGCAACAAGCCCGACCGGAAAGAAUUCGCCCGUAUCGCUGGCGCCACGUCCGUGGGUUUCCUCAUGAUGGGCUUCAUUGGAUUCUUCGUGAAGCUCGUGCACAUCCCUAUCAACAACAUUCUCCAAGCUAGAGCCGCGAGGCUCGAGAGCACGCGACUGUGCCACGUAAACGGCAAUCCGCUGACUCCCAGAGCCUUCGCCGUAGACCAGAAGCUGCGACGCGCUGCACCUCGAGGCAUCGAUAGCUUCUUGGGAGCUGGAGAUCGCGCGUUCUUGAGUCGGAGUUCAAUAGACGGUUGUCUACCAACUGCGCAGACCAGCGGAGGAUUGUUGCCACUUCAACGUGCCAUCGAGUUGGGGGAUGUCCAGACCCUGGAGCACGCGUUGAUGAACGGAGAUGGCAACGCACUCACCAGCGCGUGCAAUGCAUUCGGAGAGACGCUGCUGCAUACAGCAGUGCUCCAUCAACAGCUUGAAGCUGUGCGAUUGCUGCUCCAUCACGGCGCUUCUCCUCUCUCGAAGCUUCCGGACAAUCUGAACCUUCCAGCGGCCGAGUCGACACUGGAGAGCACAGCGCCACGCACCUCCAACUUCCGCUACAGUCGCAUGCUCGAAGCCUCGGAGGCCACCCCACUACAUUACGCCUGUUCUACGGGCCACGUUGACAUCCUUAAGUUGCUGUUAUCAGUCGCGUCGCCUCUGGAUGACAUUCCGAAGCGUUGGCGACCUGGCAGUUUGUUGCUAUGGGCAAUCACAAGCGCUCAGUCAGAUAUAGUGAAGUUUCUGGGGCUUCAAAGUCGUCUAGAAGCUGAUUGCUUUGACGAAGACGGGAACAACUCGGUGGCGAUUGCAGCGCUUGUGCUUGGCACUCCGGAGACUCCGGAACGGCUCGCAACACUCAAGACAAUCCUCAAGUUGCUGCUACGACGCGAACCUGAAGAUGGCGGCGCCGAUGUGAACCACAAGAACAUGUAUGGCCUCACAGCGCUCGAUGUGGCCGAGACAGCAGCCUCCAAGCUGAUUUUAACGCAACUCGGCGCUUCAACCGCUCGUAUUGUGCCUGUGGAACGAGUUCUCCGUUGGGAUCGCAAUAGAUUCCGCGACGAGAUCGAGUACUUACCUCCUCCUGGACGUCGUCGUGUUAUGCUUCGAGACCAAACGAACAAGCAAGACAACUAA
Phytophthora infestans T30-4 is the source of this 1254-nucleotide messenger RNA. RefSeq names its product Type II (General) Secretory Pathway (IISP) Family. NCBI's taxonomy places the organism in Eukaryota, Oomycota, Peronosporomycetes, Peronosporales, Peronosporaceae. The coding region runs from base 1 to 1254 and encodes 417 amino acids. Gene Ontology annotation, biological process: protein targeting; post-translational protein targeting to membrane, translocation. Gene Ontology annotation, cellular component: membrane; Ssh1 translocon complex. The record is from RefSeq and is a predicted model, not a curated record. The transcript is spliced from 4 exons. Gene Ontology annotation, molecular function: transmembrane protein transporter activity; protein binding.